AUGGAUGUUCACAAUGCAUUCUUACAUGGGGAUCUUGAUGAGGAGGUUUACAUGAAGCUUCCUCCGGGUUUCCGUCAUUCUCAUCCAGGGAAGUCGUAUGAAGAUUACUCGCUCUUCUCUUAUACUCGCAACAACAUAGAGCUUCGUGUGUUAAUUUAUGUUGAUGAUCUCAUCAUUUGUGGCAAUGAUGGAUACAUGUUACAAAAGUUUAAAGAUUAUCUUAGUCGUUGUUUCUCAAUGAAACUUGGGCAAGUUAAACUUAAGUACGCUCUUGAUAUUGUUGCUGACACUGGGGACCUUGAUUCUCGACCUGUUCACACUCCUUUGGAACAGAAUCAUCACCUUGCUACCGACGAUGGUCCUCUACUGUCGAAUCCCAAAUCGUAUCGGCCACCACACGAAGCACAUAUGGAGGCAGCUAUACAUGUUGUCCGUUACUUAAGUGGCUUGCCUGGUCAUGGCAUUUUGCUUAAGUCGUCUUCUGAUUUGUCCAUCGAGGUUUAUUGUGAUUCGGACUGGAGUUCUUGUCCGCUUACGCAUCGGUCGCUUAGUGCCUAUGUUGUUCUGCUUGGUGGUAGUCCUGUUUCGUGGAAGACAAAGAAGCAGAAGACGGUUUCUCAUUCUUCCGCAGAGGCCGAGUAUCGGUCUAUGUAUGUUGCUCUUAAGGAGAUUAAGUGGCUUCGUAAGUUGUUGAAGGAGUUAGGUAUUGUCCACGCUGCGCCAGCUUGCCUAUUUUGUGAUAGUAAAACCGCUAUUUACAUUGCUACGAAUCUUGUUUUCUAUGAGCGUACCAAGCACAUUGGACAUGAUUGUCAUGCAGUUCGUGAUGCGGUUCGGGAAGGAGUGAUUGUCAUGCAACAUGUUCGUACGACUGAGCAACUCGCCAAUAUCUUUACAAAGGCUCUUGGUCGUGAUUAG
Messenger RNA from Camelina sativa (false flax), 918 nucleotides. The record is from RefSeq and is a predicted model, not a curated record. NCBI's taxonomy places the organism in Eukaryota, Viridiplantae, Streptophyta, Magnoliopsida, Brassicales, Brassicaceae.